AUGGCCAAAAACCCCCCACAGCCCAGCUACUUUGAAGGGCUCUCCGAAGAAUGGCCCCAGGAAUCGCCAGCCACAAUUGCACGCAAUGUCCAAAGCCCGGCCGUGACUCCCCAGAGCGCGGCAAAGGCCCGCAGUCGUCUUCCCCGCAUGCGACAGUCCUCAGGCUCCUUCUCCGAGAUCCAAGUGCGCAGCAUCGGCAAAGAGCUGCGGCCGCCAAAGCAGAGGAGUGCCCUCCUCGAGCGCAGCUACAGCGACAUCAACGCCCCGCCCGCCCCGUCAUCGCCCAACGCGUCACACAUUGAGCCCCCGCGUCGCGCCUCGUACUCGUCUUUUUCCAUCUCGCAAGGCUCCGGCAUCCACUAUGGAACAGUCGCACACAACACGGUCGCGAGAUCACCCACAAAAGAGCCAGGAUCCCAUGACACGCCCGAGUGGAGGCGCAGGCUCGUCAAUGGCGAAGUAGGCUACGGCGGCCAGACCGACUUGUUUGGCCCCACAGGUCUUGAGAACAUCUUCCAACCGCCGGCUGGAGGGGCAUCAGACGACUCUGCGCAACCAAAGCGCAGGCUUGGGCUGCUGAAGGGUCUUUCUGCCGUUCCAUUACCUUCGAGUCCACCACCAUGGCCAGCCACGCGACGGAACGCGCAACAAAAGGAACAAGACCACGAUGCCACAAUAGAUGAGCAGCAACAACAAACAGAACUAGAGGAGCCCUCCCACGACGAGACAAUACACGAAGAAGAGCCAUCAGAAUGCUCUCAAAAUCUUAUGCCGCCGCCGCCAAGCGACCCGGUGCGGACUGUGAGCGGCCAGAUCGAGUACGAGAACGAAAACUUCAGCCCUGUCUACCUUACCAUGACCGGAAAUAUGAAGACUAGCCAGGCUGCCAACCCUGCCCCCAACUUCAGAGGAUCCGAACUUGCCAACCGGUUACGCCAGAUCGGAUCGCCGCCCCCGGACCAUUUUCAGUCCGAGCAAGAAGAAAGCGCACUGGGUUACAGCCGUGAGGACUCAUCUUUCGCCAGACUGCAAGAUGAGUCGCUACCAGAGGGCCUUCCUGCUGGCACUCCAGACAUGGCGGACAUGAACCGGAAUGUAGAGUUUCGAAGAGGUGGAUAUUCUAGGGACGGAUCUUUCCAUCGCAAGCCUCUCAGCCCGUCGCCAGAAAGGAUAGCUGGGUCGCGACCAUCCAGCAGUCGUGCCGUCACAGCUCAGUCGAGUACAACCACGAAACACCCUUCGCCUCCUCCAGCAUUGGUCACCAACCCAUCUACACCACAUCGUCGACGCGAACAAUUCUUGAGUCCAGACCGAGCAAAAGGCUCUGGAAGUCCGUUGAAGCUCUUCGAUGCGCAUGACACCUUCACAAGUAACCGUAUACAGAGACGACUCAGUCAGCUUGAGUACAAAUCUGAGAAAGCUUCCAGUGUCAAAGAGGGCACAGCAGAGUCAAGCAAGGCGGCGCCGAAGCAAUCGAGGCUGACAUCGGUAGAAGAAAGGAGCAUGCAGAACCUCGAUCAAAGUCAGUCGGAACUGCCAUUCAGACUUCCGUCUUUCGGCCAAGGCCAGCUAAAUCAGCACGAAUUCUCUGGUGACUACUCUGCAAUAACAUCCGAUGAUGAUUACGAUGCGCAAAACGAUAGCGCCCCCGACGAGUCACCCUCUACAGAUGUUGCCCCUCCUGGCAGCCGCCAACCUUUCAAGUUCCAGCUUGACGAAUCACCAGUCCGACGCCAGCCUUCAAAAGCUAGUAGACGUGUAUCUAGCCAGGCAGCGAACCCAAUAAGGAAUGUCAGUCGGAAUGUCAGUCGGAGUGUCAGUCAGAAUGUCAGUCGGCCAAAGUUUGUACCACACCGGAAGGGCUCUGAGGAAAAGACGGAGGCAUUCCCAGAAGAAGACUUUUCAGAAAUUGUUCACGAGUAUGCUGAAGGGAAGAGAGGUCCGACAUCGCCAUUCAAGAACCCCACUCCCAAGCGUAGAAGGACAAUCACUGCAGCAGAUGAAGAUGAAGAGAACGAGGAUAUACCGAGUGAUGCUGAAGCAGGCACAAUACAGCGUUCGCAUGCAGCCAUCCAGGCGGUUGUUGGACGUACGCAAGACGGCAGCCUAGAUCCCUCGAAGAACAUUGCCGACUCAGAGACGCUAGCCCGACGGCACAUAUUGAGACCCCGCAACCCUACGCCUAGUCAACGAAGGCGAGAGGAGAUACAAGCAGAGAUCAUGGAAGCUACAGAAGCUUUCAUCCAAGCUUCACCAAAGCUCAACACAAUUCGGGAACACCUAGAUUCAUCCAUCAUGUCAGAUACUGAUACAGAACGAGAUCAUGCAAAGGCCGUCGCCAACCAGGUCGCUGCUUUCACUUUGAGGAGGCAGCCUGGCGCGCGCGAUAAGACUCGCAAACGAUCCGUAACCACGCAAGAUUUCCUGGAUGAAGCGCUCAAGAUCAUGGACUUUAUCCGCACCAAGGGUCGACCAACUAGUGGUUUGGGCAGCCUCGAAGAAACGGAAGCCGAGACUCAGCUGCUCGAAGAAGUCAACGACCAUCCUUCCAGUAUGUUGACGUUUGAACGGCCCCCGAGCAAGGAAGGGCGACAGUCAUCCUGGCAGGACGCGAAUAAGCGAGACAUAGAUGCAAGAAUCGAGAAUCACCUCCGCAAAUACCAAGAAAACGAGAACGAUACUUUCUUGAACUCUUCGGUCAACUCUAUUCGAGUAUCACGCCUGAGAGCAUCUGCAACACCAGAAGGAGAGAGUGUGGUGGUUGAGCAGGAUGAUAUUCGGAUCACGGACAACCCAAACAGGCACCAGACCGAGGAUGACGAGGACCAUCGCCCUAGUUCUGCGCCUCGUGGAAACGCCACACUCCUAUCGACAGCUUCAUCUUUCGGAAACACAAUUGUCACAAAUGCAUCACGUCGUUCGGAAUGUGUCGCGACGCUAGCUCCCGAAGCGGUGGCGCAUCUUAUCCCUCAGCAAGUCGCAGGCAUGAGCUUUGAUCGCGACAAGAACAUUUGGGUCCGCCAGAAGAACCCGUCCAGGCAGCACCAGCUACAAGCGGAAGAACCAAGCGCCAUGAAUGCUAGCGAAGAUGAUCCUUUCGGCAACAUUCCUGAUCUGACAGUAGAAGAUACGACUGAGCUAGAUACUAGAACAGGCUCUCCAGUCCGCCUCCAGCCUACAGCAGAAACCAUCCUCGAAGAUACAGAGAAGCCAGACGACGACGAAGACUCGCGUCCAGUGACUCGUGAAGGCAAGGGUGUCGCAUACACGGAAACAAGCUCGGCACCUUCCAAGGCCUCGAACUUUGGCUGGAGCUUCCCCAAAACUGACACACGAGCUACAUCGUGGAGCACUCAAGCCCCGCGGAUAUACAGCACACACAAGAUGCCUCAUGCGCCUACAACGUAUGCCAUUCCAGAGUCAGAAGAAGAUGGCGUCGAACAUGAGAUUCAGUAUUUCGAAGGGAGGGACCACGCUCCUGCAAGUGUGCAACGUCCGCGAGUACGAAACGUUACUAUCUCGAUCGCUGAGCGCGAGGAUCAAGCACGCGAACCUCAACCCGAAAAUGCUCAGAAGCAACGCCGCCAACAAUGGGGACCCUCCAGUGCUCAGCAGAUGUCAGAUAAGAAGCAACCAGCUUGGGGACAGACAAAUGGUACCCGUACCAUGUCGCAUGGACGACCCAGUCGUCUGCCCGUCUUCAACGGAGAUGGUGACUUGUCGAUUCUGGAUGAUGCCCCGUCGAAGAAUUAUCGGAUGGAGUUAUCGAUGAACGUCUCUGCGCCCUCUCUUCGCCAUGGACGACGGGAUACGCUUGUGACUGCACCAUCAUCACCUGUAAAGGAUGUCACAUUCAUGCUCAGUGACCUACCUGAGUUUACUCUCAACCAGAUCGAUGAGUUCGAUCUCCCCGAUCGAGUCGUGGUGAAACAUAACGGUAGCCGGUUUUCUAAAGCUCUAGAAGAUCGUUAUGCACAAGGCACUGCUGAGCUUGUGAAGGCACUACAGGAUGUCGAGCCCGAUGAGCCUUAUUGGGAAGAUCUCCGUACUGUCAAUCUCCACAAAAAGGACCUUAACAGCUUACACCGUCUAGAUGAGCUCUGCUACCACCUCGAGGAGCUCGAUGUUUCAGACAAUAAGAUCAAUCAGGUUGAGGGUAUUCCUUACUCCAUGCGUCGACUGCAGGCACAGAAUAACUGUCUGAAUGGACUUACCUCUUGGACGACCCUCGUCAACCUACAACACCUUGACAUAUCCGGUAAUGAUAUCGACAGAUUGGACGGCCUCGCUGAAUUGGUGCAUCUCCGAAUUCUGAAGGCGGACAACAACAAGAUCAGAUCUCUUCAAGGCAUUCUACAUCUCGAUGGCCUGAUGGAAUUAAGCGUUCGCGGCAACGAGAUCGACACGGUUGACUUCAGCCGAACAAAUCUGAAAUCUCUUACCGAUCUGGAUUUGAGGAAGAACCACUUGCUUGAAGUACGGAACCUGCACUGCUUGCCCCAGCUCCAGCAUCUCAACCUUGAUGACAAUGAGAUAGAGGAGUUUCCACUUAUCGACACGGCUUUCAAGCCUUGCAGAUUCCUACGGUCUAUCCGUAUCUGCCGGAACGGAACCACGAUGCUUGAUGUUGAUCAGUACUUCCCUAAGCUCGAGUCUCUCUAUGUUGAUGGCAACUGUUUGACCCAAGUAUCUGGCCUAGAACAUCUUCGACAUCUACGCACAUUCUCCGCUCGCGAACAGAUCCUCAACUCGGAGUCGGACAUGGAGAUGUGUGCGAGCAAUCUUGUCAGGAAUACAGAAGUUCGCAACCUGUAUCUCUCGCUCAAUCCGACGUAUGGCCUUCAGAUCUCGCAACAUCUACUGAGCCUUCAGCGCCUAGAAUUGGCUUCCAUGGGCCUAAAGGAACUACCAGAUAACUUCGGUCAGCUUACGCCGAACAUUCGAUCUAUCAACCUCAACUUCAACUCUUUGACAGAUCUUCGGCCACUCCUCAACAUCAAGCGAUUAAGUGAGCUUCUCCUGGCAGGCAACAAGCUCGAGCGCCUACGUGCCAACGCAAUGGUCUUAGGCAAGCUGGCUACACUUUCGAAGCUAGACUGGCGAGACAACCCGCUCACGCUUCGCUUCUACGCUCCGACAUGUGAAAACCGGGUCAUGUCUCUCAGGCAGAAACCCUCCGACGAGCAGCUCACGAACCGCUUCGUUCUACCUGAGGGAGAAGUUGAAGCAGAUGUGCAACACCUCCAGCGACUGGACUACGAAACCCGCAUUAGGCGGCGGGUCACCGAGAUGAUGCUUGCCAAUCUAUGCAGGAGCUUGAGGGAGCUCGACGGGCUGCCGUUCGACAAAACGCGCGUGCUCGUCAAGGACGAUGUAUGGGAGCGCCUGCUGUUCCUUGGCGUUAUCCAGCGCAAACGAGCAGAUACUGCUGUCGACGACGGCAAGUAG
This is a messenger RNA of Alternaria arborescens, 5448 nucleotides long. RefSeq lists its product as hypothetical. NCBI's taxonomy places the organism in Eukaryota, Fungi, Ascomycota, Dothideomycetes, Pleosporales, Pleosporaceae. Bases 1 to 5448 code for a protein of 1815 amino acids. The transcript is spliced from 3 exons. Gene Ontology annotation, molecular function: protein binding. The record is from RefSeq and is a predicted model, not a curated record.